Messenger RNA from Lindgomyces ingoldianus, 3795 nucleotides. Its product is annotated as acetyl-CoA synthetase-like protein. The coding region runs from base 1 to 3795 and encodes 1264 amino acids. The transcript is spliced from 2 exons. Gene Ontology annotation, biological process: amino acid activation for nonribosomal peptide biosynthetic process; secondary metabolite biosynthetic process. Gene Ontology annotation, cellular component: cytoplasm. The record is from RefSeq and is a predicted model, not a curated record. Gene Ontology annotation, molecular function: phosphopantetheine binding; catalytic activity. Lineage: Eukaryota; Fungi; Ascomycota; Dothideomycetes; Pleosporales; Lindgomycetaceae.
AUGGGCAGCGAACCUCAAAGCGUCUCAGCAGCCAAUGGCAGUUUGCCCGCCCAAAAGGCCCAAAUCGAGCUUCGCUUGCAAGCCCUUUGGUCUUCUGUCCUUGCACUAGAUCUGGACAGCAUCAAACCCGAUGACAGUUUCUUGCGUCUAGGUGGCGAUUCGAUUUCGGCCAUGAAACUGGUCGGCAAUGCACGAGAGCAAGGACUUCUUCUCAAUGCUGCUGAUGUGUUCAGGCAGCCGACACUACAUCGUAUGGCAGGCAUGGUCAGCAAGCUUCCAGAAGGCGACACCGUUGUUGCUCCUUUCGCCUUACUCCAGGAGCCUCGUGACGUGGCAUCGAUUCGAAAUGAAGCUGCUACCGCUUGUCAAGCCGAAGCUGCCGAUAUCGAAGAUGUGUUCCCUUGCACACCUCUGCAAGAAGGUCUCCUUGCACUGACGGCAAAGCAUCCAGGAGAUUACGUCGCUCGAUAUGCAUUUCGAUUGCUGCCUACCACCGACGUUCAGCGUCUACGGAGCGCAUGGAUUCAAGUGGUGGCAGCUAAUCCGAUACUUCGCACACGCAUCAUUGAUAUCCCGACACGAGGACUGGCCCAAGUGGUCAUGAAACAUUCAACAACGCAGGCCUGUCAAGCUACAAACACGACCCUUGCUGAGUAUCUCGACUCAGAUCUCUUAGCCCUGACCGGUCUGGGGCUGCCACUCGUACGAUCUGCCGUCUUGCAGGAGUCUCAUGCAGACACAGAGCUGUCAAGGAGCUUCCUUGUUUGGACUGUCCACCAUGCAGUGUACGAUGGUUGGUCGAAGACCAUUCUCCUCGAACAACUUGUCAAGGCCUAUCAUUCUGCACAGGACCCGAGCAAGGGACUGCCUACUGCAAUCCAGCCUCAAUUCCAGGCUUUUGUGAAGCAUAUCAAAGCUGUGCCAGAGGAUGAACUGAUCAGUUUCUGGUUCACUCAAUUUGAAGAUCUUGAGGCAGAACCCUUUCCUCUAUUGCCUUCACCAGACUAUCAGCCGAGGUCUAAUGAAGGAAGGACGCUCACUGUUGACGGAUUAAAGUGGCCAAGCCACGCCGGUGUGACGCCAACAGUCGUUCUUCGUGCUGCUUGGAGCAUUCUGAGCUCAAAAUACACCAACGCCAAGGACACUUUAUUUGGCGUCACUGUGAGUGGUAGACAGACAGCCUUUCGCGGUGUAGAACAACUCACUGGACCAACCAUCGCCACAGUACCUUUACGAGUCAUUCUGGAUCCAGCCAUGAGUGUUCAAGACAUACUUCUCCAAAUUCAGCAGCAGGCUGUUAGCAUGACAGAGUACGAACAAGCUGGGCUUCAGACAAUCCGCCGUGUCAGCCCACAGGCGGCAAGAGCCUGCGACUUCAACUCUCUACUUGUGAUCCAACCCCGCAUAGAUAGAGAGGACCAGGAUGCCCUAGGCAGCCUUUUCGUGACUGACAGCCAAUAUCGCGCAGGAUCUGAGGAUGAGAUGGCAGAGUUCCGCACAUACGCACUAUCUUUGGAGUGCCAACUGCACGAUGACAAUGUAGGGAUCUUCGUCCGAUUCGACUCUGUCGUGCUAGGUGGUGAGCAAGUGGUCCUACUCAUGCAACAGCUAGGGCAUAUCGUGCGUCAGCUAUGUAAUGCUCAUCUUGCCCAAACAAAGCUCGCAGACCUUGACUUUGUAUCGCAACAGGACCUUGAAAAGAUCUGGGGCUGGAACUUGACUGUGCCACUUGGUGUUGAGAGCGCCGUCGUACAUGGUUUGAUCGCCGAAAAAAUGAAACAUCAACCAGAAGCUCAGGCAAUUUGCGCAUGGGAUGGCGAAUGGACCUAUCGUGAGCUCGACGAGCUAUCGACCUGUCUGGCGCACCAGAUCGUGGGCCAAGGAGUCAAGCCUGGAGUGAUCGUGCCGCUGUGCAUCGAGAAGUCGAAAUGGAUGCCUGUAGCCAUGGGUGCGGUUAUGGAAGCUGGUGGUGCAUCAAUUGCUCUUGAUUAUGCACAGCCGGAGCAGAGGCUCCUCAGCAUUAUGCGGCAAGUAAGUCUAGUCAUUAUACUAACCUCAGCAGCAAACGAAAGCCUCGCCCAUCGCUUGACUGCUGGCCCGGUGGCUGUAGUCGACGAACGGCUGACGAAUAGAUUGACUCUGAAUACAGGCCGAACAUUACCGGCGGUACAACCGUCUGAUAUGCUCUAUCUGGUCUUCACAUCUGGCAGCACUGGUGAGCCUAAGGGUGUUGUUGUCACCCAUGCAAACAUCACCAGCGCGAUCCUUCACCAGCGAGGAUGCCUCGGGUUCAGCAGCAAGUCACGCCUCUUCGAUUUCGCAUCUUACAUGUUCGACGUCGUGUGGUGCAACCUAGUCCAAGGACUUUCAGCUGGUGCUUGCAUCUGUAUUCCGAGUAACGACGACCGACGCAAUGAUAUGGUAGGAGCGGCAAUCAGGCUCUCAGUCAACACAGCUAUCCUUACGCCAUCCAUCGCUCGUGGCCUUGACAUGAAGGCGCUCGAAAACCUGACUCAUGUGUUUUUCAUUGGAGAGCCACUGUCCACGAGUAUUUGUGAUGGUCUGCCUCCGAACACCGUGGUCACAAACUUAUACGGGCCUACUGAGUGUACCACAUUCAGUACAGCUCAGGUGGUCGAUAGAACGUCGUUGAAGCACAUUAGUAUUGGUACCGAUGUCGGCCUGAACACAUGGCUGGUAGACCCUUCCGAUGACUCCAAGCUUGUACCCAAAGGAUGUAUUGGAGAGCUCCUGCUUGAAGGUCCUCUUGUCGCAGCGGGCUAUCUCGGUAAAUCUGCAACCACUGCGACCGUCUUCGUCAACGACUUAGCCUGGCUUCUCGAAAAUCCCACAAGUGCUGGCCCCGAAGGUCGUCGAAGCCGAUUGUACAAGACUGGAGACCUCGCAAGGUACAACAUCGACGGCACCCUAGAAUUUCUCGGGCGGAGGGACUCUCAGGUCAAGCUGAACGGCCAGCGUGUCGAAUUGGGCGACAUCGAGCACCACAUCAAGGCAUGUCUGGAGCAUAGUGAAUAUAUCGACGUUGUCGCGACAGUCGCAAAGCCGCAAGUAAGCAAUAAGGAAGUGCUCGUUGCCUUUCUGAAAAUCCACAAGCUGUCUUCUUUCGAUGACAUGGCGUUCGAUGCAGCCUUCAAAAAGGUCACAAACGUACUCAAUAGCAGACUCCGUGCUCGUGUGCCAGCUUGCAUGAUCCCUUUAGCAUACAUCCCGCUGGACUGUAUUCCGACUACCCCCAGUGGUAAAACCGAUCGGCGCAAACUCCAGACUAUGGCUCAAAGAUUGAGCUUUCAAGAAGUGGCUGCGGCAACUUCUGAUUCAUCUCUCUCAGAAAAGAGACAGCCUUCUACAGAUGUCGAAAUGUGUCUGCAAAGCUUGUGGGCAGCUGUCCUGGGUCUGGAAGCCAUGGAUAUCAGUGCGACUGACAGUUUUCUGCGCAUUGGCGGCGACUCCAUAUCAGCCAUGAGACUUGUCGCUGCUGCUCGUAAACAGGCUCUUCCCUUAUCGGUUGCAGAGGUUUUUCAGCACCCAAUUUUGAGCGACAUGGCCCUUGCCGCUCAGAUGCUGGAGAUCAAUCAUAUACCGGAGCAGAUUGCGCCAUUCACGCUAAUGCUCAAGGCAGGUAGCACUGCUGACCAUCUGAGACAGCAGAUUGCUAGCCUGUUCGAUGAUGUCAAGGCUUCUCAAGUGGAUGAUGCUUUUCCCUGUACACCAUUGCAGGAAGGAUUGCUCGCACUUACAAGCAGGCGCAGAGUUGGCAACAAUCAAGUCAAUUAA